Molecule: messenger RNA, 309 nt
Organism: Pistacia vera
Lineage: Eukaryota; Viridiplantae; Streptophyta; Magnoliopsida; Sapindales; Anacardiaceae
Exons: 1
Coding region: 1-309 (102 amino acids)
Source: RefSeq, a predicted model, not a curated record
AUGUGGCAAAAUAUUAGAGACUUGCAUGGAAAACUCGAUUUGGCCAAGGUUUACACUCUCGGGCAACAACUCGCCGAAAUCAAUCAAGGUAAUGCAACUGUGACUUUAUAUUUUAACAAACUCUCUUCAAUGUGGCAUGAAUUAGAUGUUGUCGAAGAAAAGCUUGAAGGACCGCCGGCAACUCUCACACAAUUUCAGAGGAUUCGCAAUCAAGAACAACUUAAUCAUUUCCUUUUAGGUCUCAAUGAAGAUUUUCUGGCAUUUCGGACACAGAUCCUUGCCGCAGCUCCACCACCAAAUCUUCGUUAG